Messenger RNA from Anopheles coustani, 2212 nucleotides. It is a transcript of the gene Mau2, whose product is annotated as MAU2 chromatid cohesion factor homolog. Gene Ontology annotation, cellular component: SMC loading complex; chromatin. The record is from RefSeq and is a predicted model, not a curated record. Gene Ontology annotation, biological process: mitotic sister chromatid cohesion; maintenance of mitotic sister chromatid cohesion. Gene Ontology annotation, molecular function: protein binding; double-stranded DNA binding. The coding region runs from base 88 to 2010 and encodes 640 amino acids. NCBI's taxonomy places the organism in Eukaryota, Metazoa, Arthropoda, Insecta, Diptera, Culicidae. The transcript is spliced from 5 exons.
UGCUCUCGUUGAACAACGCGAUUGCGUUGGUAAAAAGUUCCCAAUCUCAACCUUUCUACUGACGGUACCGGUUGGUUGCACCGUCUGAUGACAUCCUCCCAGGAUGCGUGCUACAUAUCCCUGCUGGGACUGGCGGAAUACUUUCGCACUUCGACUCCGCCGGACAUCAAGAAGUGCAUCCAAUGCUUGCAAGCGUUGUUUACGUUCAAACCUCCUCUAAAGGUAGAAGCCCGGACGCAUCUUCAGCUUGGGCAAAUACUGAUGGCAUACACGAAAAAUACAGAUCUCGCAAGGAACCAUCUAGAGCAGGCGUGGAUUCUGUCGGAAAACAUCAACAACUUUGACGAUGUAAAGUUCGAUACGGCAAGUCUGCUAGCACAGUUGUACCAGCAGCAGGAUCAAAGUUCACUGGCCAAGCCGGUUCUACGGAAAGCGAUUGAACUUUCACAGCACAACGUAUACUGGCACUGCAAGCUUCUGUUCCAGUUGGCGCAAACGCAUGCCACGGACAAAGAGUACACGCUUGCUUCGGAGCUGCUAGCCGUGGGAGUGGAAUCGACCGAUGAAUCGAAUGCAACCUACCUGAAAUCAUUGUUCCUUUUGAGUCGCGCCAUGAUCAUGAUGAUCGAGCGGAAAACGAACGACGUGUUAGCCAUCCUGAACCAGGCUAGCCCGAUCAUCGACCACUCGGUUCCAAACGUUCACCUGAAGGAGUACCUGAAGGUGUUUUUCUACGUGCUACAGGUGUGCCACUAUCUACAGCUCGGCCAGGUGAAGACGGUCAAAACCAGCCUGAAGCUGCUACAGCAAAGCAUUCAAACGAUCAUCGCUCCAAACUGGCCGUCGGAUGAGCAAAUUUUUGGACAGAACAGUACGGAAAUGUUCAUGUGGCUACCAAAGGAGCAGCUGUACGUGCUGGUGUACCUUGUCACCGUGUCCCACUCGAUGAUGGCCGGGUACAUGGAUAAGGCACAGAAGUACACCGAAAAAGCGUUGACACAGAUUGAGAAGCUUAAAUCUCAGGAAAAUAAACCCAUUUUGGCGGUGUUCCAAAUCAUCCUGCUCGAACACAUCAUCAUGUGCCGGUUGGUGAUGGGAAAUAAAUCGUUGGCCAUCAAGGAAAUAGCGCUCGCGAAGGACGUCUGCCUGUCGUCGUCACACAAGUUUCUGCUGAAGAAACACGCACCCCAGUUGCAUUGUUUGCUGGGCCUGUACGCAAUGUCCACCAGCCUGUGCGAGCAUGCAGAGAAACAGUUUUACGCCUGCAUCCAAGAGACGACCGAACGUGAACUGAAACUGUUCGCCAGUUUGAAUCUAGCCAUCGUUUACCUGCGUACGAAGCGGGAACAGGACCUGCGCAACAUACUGGAGCAGAUUCAGCAGGAAAACUCGCAGUGCUCCAACAGCCAGGCGCUCAUGGGAAGCUUCUAUUAUGUGCAGGGGUUGAACGCAUUCCACAAGAGCAGUUUCCACGAGGCCAAACGAUUUUUGCGCGAAACGCUCAAAAUGGCGAAUGCCGAAGACCUGAACCGAUUAACAUCCUGCUCGCUGGUCCUGCUGAGCCAUGUGUUCCUGAGCAUCGGAAACUCGAAGGAAAGCAUGAACAUGGUCACGCCGGCGAUGCAGCUAGCCUCCAAAAUACCCGACAUACACGUGCAGCUUUGGGGCAGUGCCAUACUAAAGGAUCUCCAUCGGAUGCUGAAGGAGCCGACGCAGGAGAUUGAAGCGCUAAACAAUCACGUUAACUUUUCGCAGAAUCUGAUCGCCGACCAGAUGAAGUGCACCAAGUUUCCCGAGCACGCGUUGAUCAACUGGUUCCAGGGCGAUCCACCGUUGCCGAUGCUCUCGCAGGAGCUAGUCGUGCAAUCGGCUGCAUCCAUCGCACCGAUAGCGUCCGGGUCUGGCACAGCGAUGGUGGUACCCGGAGGGCAACAACCGCAGCAACAGCAAACCGGAGGUACCUUUGUACGAUUACCAGGAGCACUGAACCAGCAGGUUAUGUUCCAAUAGGUGCUAUGAUGAGGUACUUGGCGGGUUGCUCAGUUACCGAACGCUUUACCAGUUUGGUGUGAAGCCGUGUGAACGUAAAAUAACGAUUGAAUAAACAUCGUGAAUUUGAAAAUAUCAAGGUUUCGUCUGCCUUCGUUUCACAACGAAUAGAAAAAUAUUUAUCUUUAUUCAUCCUUUUAUGGGCACUAGUUGCAUGAUCAGG